AUGUAUGAAUUGCAAUCGGAUGGAGUUGACUGGAAUUUAAAGGUAACUUUUUGAUCUCAGGUAUCUCUUCCAAACUCAUGUGCUCACUUUCAGAUGCAAGUCAGUGAUACAUCAGUGAGCAAUGUAAUUUGCUUGGUUUCAACUGAUCUUCUUGAUCGAAUCUUUGGUUUCACAGUUUCUCAAUGCAAAAAACUUUUUGAUGAAUCGAAGAUUGAAAUUUUGCGACAAAAGAAAAUGGAGGCGGAACGGAAAUUGGCCGGAUUUCGACGACUCGAUCUAAUAAUGUCUAUUGAAAUAUCACCACAAAAUGAUAAAAUUCCGCUGAUUAUUGAUGUCAAAACGAUUUCAGAUGCUUUAAAUGUCUUGUAA
Molecule: messenger RNA, 369 nt
Organism: Caenorhabditis angaria
Lineage: Eukaryota; Metazoa; Nematoda; Chromadorea; Rhabditida; Rhabditidae
Source: the annotation of a GenBank genome assembly